AUGUUCUCACUCUCGUCGUCCUAUCUCUGCUCCUUCAAGAACGCGGUAGCCGCGUCGCAGACGUCCUCACGAAGCUCUUCCCCAGCGUCCUCCUCGACGGCCCUUUCCAUCCCGGAGCAGAAUGCGCUGCAGGCGGUGCACCAAGAGCAGCUUGCCCGAGUAGCCAGCGCGACUCUUCCUCGGCUCGCCGCGCUUCAUUCACGUCGUUUUCUCGGCCUCGCACGCGAGCACGUCAAGGCCGCAGAUGCCAUGUGGACGGCGCAGAAGCUGCAGCCCGUCGCAUACCGUCGGUCACUCUGGGCUGAGGACAUCGAGCCAACACCUAGGGACGAAGGCGAGACGAAGAAGCGGCGUAAAGAUGCUCGGAUCGUGCCCGAUUUCUACCACCGACACAACCCACGGUGCACGAACUGCGCGCUUCCCCUCGUCCCGGGAAUCAACCUCAUUUCGACGCGAAAGACUGCCUUGAAGCAAGCUGCAGCAGCACGCGGCAAGCUGAGACGCAAACCUAUAUGCACGCUCUGCAACCACAAACAGCGAACCUCCUAG
This is a messenger RNA of Moesziomyces aphidis, 549 nucleotides long. The record is from the annotation of a GenBank genome assembly. NCBI's taxonomy places the organism in Eukaryota, Fungi, Basidiomycota, Ustilaginomycetes, Ustilaginales, Ustilaginaceae.